GAGUUGUUUCCCGGGCGAUGGGCAUCCCUGAGCGAGGGUCUCCCGGCGUUCAGUAAACCCUGUCUCUGUGACCUUGUGACCACCGCAGAUGUGGGAGCUGUCAGUGUGGGGAUACCAAGCGGCUGUGGGGGGCAGCAGGGUCAGUUGGGGCGGAGAUGGAGAGAUGAGGGAGAGGGACGGGAAGGUAGAGAAGAGAUGGGGGGAAAGGAGGUAGAGAACAGGGGGGAAGGAGGUAGAGAAGAGAUUUGGGGAAAGGAGUGAGAACAGGGGGGGAAGGUAGGUGAAAAGCUGGGGGAAAGGCGGUACGCUCAGAUUGUGUGCCCUGUUCCCCCCUGUUUUCCCUCUUACGCCCGCGCUUUGGGGGCCGGCUGUUCGACUCGAUGGGGGCGAAAUGAGGUAGAAAGAUGCUGGGGAGCAAGGAGGUAGCCCGAGUGCGAUUUGCAGAUGGAGAAAAACCCAUUGUAACUACAACCUAUAUUUACGUUUAUUUAUUUUCCUUUUUGUACUUUAACUAUUUGCACAUCAUUACAACACUGUAUAUAGACAAAAUAUGACAUUUUGGAACUUUUGUGAGUGUAAUACUUACUAUACAUUUUUUAUUGUUAAUUAUUUCACUUGCUUUGGCAAUGUAAACAUAUGUUUCCCAUGCCAAUAAAGCCGAGCAGAGGUCAUCCGUAGAGGGAGGAGGACAGGCAGACAGGGGGACAGACUCAGGGGAGAUCUGCCCGGCACAGCUAUAUCUCUGCCUCUCUCUCCCUCUGUCUCUCUUUUAAGUAUCUGUCUUUUUCUCACCCUCAUUCUUUCAUUCUUCUCCACCUGAAUUGUAAGGUAAACAAACGUGCUAAUGCUUUGUGUGAAAGUAUUAUACGAUUAAAUUAACAUCCAACCCACCACCCCAGUUCGUCCUGUGUAUUGAAGUCCCACAACUGUACUGGUGCAAUUACAAUAAUUGUCUGUGAUAUUGAAUUCCAGUACCCUGUGGAGAGGGAGGGGAGAGGGAGGGAGGUGAGGGAGGAGUGGAGAGAGAGAGAGAGCUAUGAGAAGAGUCUGUAGAGAGUCAGACUCGACGCUCUAUCUCUCUCUCUCUCUCCUCCUCUCUUCUCCUCUUCUCUCUCUCUCUCUCUCGCUCGUCUCUUCCUCUCUCUCUCUCUCUCUCUUCUCUCUCUCUCUCUCUCUCCCUCUUCUCUCUCUCUCUUCUCUCUCUCUCUCUCUCUGUCUCAUAGAUAUCUAUCGCCUAUUAUCGAGAAUCUCUCUUAGGCAUUAGCUGCAGGGGUCACACAGUUGGCUCUGCUAUCUCCCAAAUGCAAUUAGGAGGUCCCCUAUCUUAAUGAAAGAGCCCAAUGGGAUUCUAAUGAAUUGUCCACCGUGACUGGCAAUAAACACUGCCCCUUGGUUGUGACAAUAUGAAAUGGUGUUGCAGGUUAUUGUGAGAAAGGAAAGGAUGAGGUCCUGCUGUAGAAAUGUCGUGAGGGAAAAAGUAUUUGAUCCCCUGCUGAUUUUGUAUGUUUGCCCACUGACAAAGAAAUGAUCAGUCUAUAAUUUUAAUGGUAGGUUUAUUUGAACAGUGAGAGACAGAAUAACAACAACAAAAAUCCAGAAAAACGCAUGUCAAAAAUGUUAUAAUUUGAUUUGCAUUUUAAUGAGGGAAAUAAGUAUUUGACCCCCUCUCAAUCAGAAAGAUUUCUGGCUCCCAGGUGUCUUUUAUACAGGUAACGAGCUGAGAUUAGGAGCACACUCUUAAAGGGAGUGCUCCUAAUCUCAGUUUGUUACCUGUAUAAAAUACACCUGUCCACAGAAGCAAUCAAUCAAUCAGAUUCCAAACUCUCCACCAUGGCCAAGACCAAAGAGCUCUCCAAGGAUGUCAGGGACAAGAUUGUAGACCUACACAAGGCUGGAAUGGGCUACAAGACCAUCGCCAAGCAGCUUGGUGAGAAGGUGACAACAGUUGGUGCGAUUAUUCGCAAAUGGAAGAAACACAAAAGAACUGUCAAUCUCCCUCGGCCUGGGGCUCCAUGCAAGAUCUCACCUCGUGGAGUUGCAAUGAUCAUGAGAACGGUGAGGAAUCAGCCCAGAACUACACGGGAGGAUCUUGUCAAUGAUCUCAAGGCAGCUGGGACCAUAGUCACCAAGAAAACAAUUGGUAACACACUACGCCGUGAAGGACUGAAAUCCUGCAGCGCCCGCAAGGUCCCCCUGCUCAAGAAAGCACAUAUACAGGGCCGUCUGAAGUUUGCCAAUGAACAUCUGAAUGAUUCAGAGGAGAACUGGGUGAAAGUGUUGUGGUCAGAUGAGACCAAAAUCGAGCUCUUUGGCAUCAACUCAACUCGCUGUGUUUGGAGGAGGAGGAAUGCUGCCUAUGACCCCAAGAACAACAUCCCCACCUUCAAACAUGGAGGUGGAAACAUUAUGCUUUGGGGGUGUUUUUCUGCUAAGGGGAUAGGACAACUUCACCGCAUCAAAGGGACGAUGGACGGGGCCAUGUACCGUCAAAUCUUGGGUGAGAAUCUCCUUCCCUCAGCCAGGGCAUUGAAAAUGGGUCGUGGAUGGGUAUUCCAGCAUGACAAUGACCCAAAACACACGGCCAAAGCAAUAAAGGAGUGGCUCAAGAAGAAGCACAUUAAGGUCCUGGAGUGGCCUAGCCAGUCUCCAGACCUUAAUCCCAUAGAAAAUCUGUGGAGGGAGCUGAAGGUUCGAGUUGCCAAACGUCAGCCUCGAAACCUUAAUGACUUGGAGAAGAUCUGCAAAGAGGAGUGGGACAAAAUCCCUCCUGAGAUGUGUGUAAACCUGGUGGCCAACUACAAGAAACAUCUGACCUCUGUGAUUGCCAACAAGGAUUUUGCCACCAAGUACUAAGUCAUGUUUUGCAGAGGGGUCAAAUACUUAUUUCCCUCAUUAAAAUGCAAAUCAAUUUAUAAAAAAAAUUACAUGCGUUUUUCUGGACGUUUUUUUGUUGUUGUUAUUCUGUCUCUCACUGUUAAAACAAACCUACCAUUAAAAUUAUAGACUGAUCAUUUCUUUGUCAGUGGGCAAACGUACAAAAUCAGCAGGGGAUCAAAUACUUUUUUCCUUCACUGUAGCUUGAUCCAUAGUGUUGCCUUCAGGCAGUGUGUGUGUGUGCUUGUGUGCAAAUGCUAUUACUUUAAUAGGCUGUUGUGGAGUAUAUUUCAAACACUUCUAUUCAAAAUCUAACUUGUCUUAUCUCCCAUAGCAACUAGCAACUGUAAUGUGUAAGUUUGACGAAUCCACUAGCAAUCCGCUAGCAGUCCAUCCUUCAUUGGGCCGCUCAUUAUCCAGACACACAGUAGAAAAGCAUAUCAAAAUCAACAGAAAGCUAAAGCAGAAGAGCUCAGAGAAAAGGAGGCGAGGCCCUUAACCUCUUCAUCUUCAUCUUCCUCUUCUUCCUCUUCCUCAUUCUCCCACGUCUGUGUCAGAUCACUGGUUUGGGAGUGUGUGAGCGCUAGCAGCAGGUCGUUCCAGCGAGUAAUUAAAGAAAGGGGACGAGGGUUCUUCUGAGAGCGCUAGAUCACUAGCUGAGAGGCGAGAGAAUGAGCAACUAUAAGCCUCCCGAUAGGGCCGCCAAGAGAGACCCGCUUUUCAAUCAGCCACACACACACUCCACACACACUUACACACUCCAUACACACAUGCACUCCACACGCACACACAAACUCCGCCAUCAUCAUGAUGAGACAAAACACACACCAUGAAAGGGAAUCGAAUGUGACAUUUGAUUAAAAGGAGGAUAAUUAACAUGGUGGAUUAAGUAAUCUCUUUCUAAGUAGGAGGGAAAGGGGGACUUGGACAUGGGGAUGAUUUUGGGGGUCACUGUCCUAGAUAGAUGCCUAUAGGCUGUGUUUACACAGGCAGCCCAAUUCUGAUCUUUUUUCACUAAUUGGUCUUUUGACCAAUCACAUCAGAUCUUUUCACAUCAGAUCUUUUUCAGAGCUCAUCUGAUUGGUCAGAAGACCAAUGAAUGAAAAAAGAUCAGUAUUGGGCUGUCUGUGUAAACACAGCCUUAAAGGCCAGAUUGGCUAGCUCAGGGUUUGCACCAAUUAUUGCACCAAUUUUCAGGGAUUAAACAGAAAACUUUCAAAGAUGAGGAACUAGACUUUAAUUCAAAAUGUAAAUAAAGACUGCUUCAGCUUAUUUUUUUUACUCUUCACUUGAGCUUUGUUUGUUCAGAAUCAUAAUGGCAGAUGCUAACUUUUCACAGACUGGUGCAAAUAUUGAGUAAGUAAGGUCACUUCUUCAGUAGACGGCACAGGAGGCUGGUGAUGGGAGGACGGCUCAUAAUAAUGACUGUAAUGAAGUGAAUGGAAUAGUAUCAAUUACAAUGAAACCAUGUGUUUGAUGUCUGUGAACAUUUUAUAGAACAUCCAAAGUACCGUAACCUGAUCUUUACGAAACACAUUGCAGUGGAGUACGACUUGGUUUUGAUAUUUCAGAAGUUCAAUUGGAGGUGAGCUUGGAUACCACCUGGCACAGUAAAAGCAAUGCUCUUUUCCAGCUCAAAUUGUUCAAUAGAGAUUAAAUAGGCUCAAUUUGAUUGACUUUUCUCUGAAUCAUUUCAGCUGACUCUCACACUUCCCACCAAACUAUAACACUGAUCAAACACCUUCACACUCCAUCAAGUCCCAUGCAAAAUCUGUAUUUCACAUUUACUGUGAAAACAUCCACUUCCUGUAGGAUAUAUGCCAAAUAGAUCAGGCCCAAAAUGGUGAGAGUCAGGGUAAAUAGCAGACUAUUAGAGCUCAUCUCCCGGCAGUGCUUGUGAGAUGCAAUCUAAUUGGUGUUCAAGAGAGAUGCAAAGUGCUCUUCUGCUGACACGAUAAGAAUCUUCUUCCCUGAAAUCUCUCUGUCUGUCUUUACCAUUUACAUUUACAUUGGCAUGUCUCUCUCACUGCGCCCAUCGAUACGUUCCCUGACCCUGGCUCCUUGCCCUUACCCAGAAAAAUACAUUUGUGCCCAACCAGAUGGAGCGAGAAAUGGCUGUGCAUCAGACCCAAACGACUAAGUCAAAAUGUUUUUAUUUUAUUCCAAAUACUCUGUACGUUUGUGUAUUUUAUAUAUAGUGUAUGAUUGUUUUUGCUAUUUUCAUAUUGUCUCCCCCUUCCUCCCUCUCCAUCUAACUAAAUAUUUGGACGGUGCUGGAUGUGCAGAGCCUUGAUGUGCUUAUCUUUCCCCUCGCACACCGCCCGCAGUGUUUGGAUUAUUAUUUUCUCCCUCUGCGCACCUCGCCGCCCAUUGUGGUGGCCGUUUAAUUUCGAUAAGGCUUUGAAAUAUAGAGGGGAAAUUUUAACUGCAAGCCCAGGCAGCAGCACGGACGGGCCGACCGCAGAGGGAAAAUUGUUAUUUCACAACUACGGAUGGAGAGAGAAUUGAACGGGUGGAAUGAGUUCUAAAAAAAAAAGAGAGAAAGAGCGAGGGAUAAAAAAUGGAGGGGAGGUGAGAGGCAAAGAGAGAGAGAGAGAGAGAGAGAGCAUGUUUGGCUUAUCAGAGCUUGGCAGUGGGGCUUGUGCACACAAGGGAUAGCCCUGGCACUUUUUGUUCCUGAUGUCCUGCUGGGGUUUAGGUGAUAUCGGCUGUCACUGUGUCAGGGGGGCUAGGCUUUCCCUUAAGGCCAUUUCCCCAAAUCCCUGAAAAUAACACUCACAGAAAGAUAGAGACUGUUCCAGAAUCGGAAACCUGUAAAAAAAAAAAAAGAUUUAAAAAAGAAAAAGAGUGAAACUAAAUGUAUAUUGUUGAGUUGGCGUAGUUGUUGAGUUGGCGUAGUUGUUGAGUUGGCCUAGUACAUCUGUACUUAUUUCCUUCUUGACGACACUACACGAGUCUGGUGUCAGGCCCCUAUUUAAUUUCUGUCAGCGAGAUAUGCUGACAAAGAUAAUUGUGUUCAGCAGUGUGACUGACUCAAAUAUGAGGUGAUGUUUCAACAAGUUCAUGAACUAUGUGUAUUGCCCACUAUUUCAUUGCUUCUGAACAAGUUGAGGAUAUUGUAGGGAGGAUUGGAGGGAUUUGUGAACCUACUACACCAAGAGGUUCAGGAAGUCUCACAAGAUCACCACGUGUUGGUCCAAUGGAUGUGGUUUACCACCCUACCCAAUCACAAAGAAAAUGUUCCCCAGUGUUUCUCUUAAAAGACCCUCACACAACUCUUGCUGUGCCUCCAAUGAUAGGAAACCGGUUAUCAAUCCUACUUCUGACACCAGUUUAGUGAACGUGGGAGGCAGUCAGUAGCAAGGCUUGAACCAGAGACCCUUACAAGGCAAGCACACACUCUGUGGCACAACUACACUCUGUGUCAUAAGGGAGGUCGUGCUUACAUAUGACAAUUUCAAUCUGACUCAUUCAACAAGGUACAGUGAAAGAGGAUUUUUUUUUACAGCAAACGAUUGUAUAAAAUUACUCACCAUAUCCAGCAGACAAUUAAACUUCAGUUGAACUUGAUUAUCACACCACUUGUGCUAUUAAAAGCUGACAUAGCAAACCAGCAUGAUCUCUCGUAUAUAUCCAAUUGGAGACCAUUAGACUUAAAAACGUUAUUUUUCUGGAAGGUGGCCUGGAGAGAGGAAUAUCGAAAAACUAAGCAAACACUAAUUGCAUUUCCUCCUCCCUGUCUGGCCUGGCACGACAUGAUGCCACCGAGGCAAUUACACUGCAGAACCGAGGCAAUUACAACUGCAGAACACUCUUUCAGUCUCUUAGCAGCUCAGCUGUGUUUCGCCACCAUCUCUAAAAACAUACACAAUGUCCUCGACAGCAGUGUUCAGAGUGGCGGCAUGCAGAGACAUUUCCAGGUCUGAUCUGUGAAUAGGUUGACAGUUUCGACACACAGUGUCCAUUAUCACUCUUUAAUUAUUUCUCUCUACCUUGUUCCUCUUCUCCCCCCCCUCCUCCCCCCCCUCCUCCUCCUCCUCCUCCUCCUCCUCCUCCUCCUCCUCUUGUUCAGGGGAGAUCUGUGCAUUUAAGAUCCACGGGCAGGAGGCCCCGUUCGAGGCGGUGGUCCUGAACAGGACGUCAGGGGAGGGGGUCCUGAGGGCCAAGGGCCCAGUGGACUGUGAGACCCAGAAGGAGUACACCUUCAUCAUCCAGGCCUACGACUGUGGGGCCGGGGCCAGUGGGGCCAGCUGGAAGAAGUCACAUAAGUAAGGAAGGGUGUGUGUGUCGGGGACGGGGGUUGGUGUGUGUGUGUCGGAGGGAAUGUCGGAGGGUGUGUGUGUUCGUCUGUGUUUGUAUCUUUGUUUAAUGUGUGUGUGUGUGUGAGAUCGAUUUUUGUAAAAAUGAUGCAUUACACAAGCAAACUGAUAUAGCCCUACAUGCCAAGUGUACAGUAUGUGGGUCCUACAGUUGUCCUCAAUGCUAUGGUCUUAGACAGUGACAGAUCACAUCCACUGUGCAAUACCUAGUCACAUCUGAGACUUGCUCAAUGUUCAGCUCGUGGGAUGUUUUUAAUUAAUGAGGGCCUGAAGGAUCCUUAUGAGCCAGACAGUUGUGGACAACCGCAAAUCAAGCCCUAUAUCCCUGCUCUGAUGAAGUGCUAUUGAAAGCUGUGCUCUAGGGCAAUGACUAAGGCGGAUACUGUCACACAGAGAGAGAGUAGUAUGAGAGAGAGGGAGGGAUUUCACAGCCAGGGCAUCUUUGAUGAAUGUCUGUUAACAUAGAGAGAUGGUACUGUGUGUGCCUCAGCUAAGCAGCAUCACUGCAGGACAUUCUAAGUAGGUCUCAUUAAGUCAAUGUCUUUAAUUAGGAAGGCAUGCUACAACAGCAGACCCACCAUUGCUGCUUCACACAAGGUCAUUGUCAGACGAAUUAUAGGUUGAGUUUGAGAAACUGGACUUAUUUAAAUAAUACUAAGAUUUUGAAAAUAUGACUUGUUAUGUUCAGCCCUUUAGUGUUGGCCCUGAACCAACCUAAAUGUGGUGUGGAUAUCUCUCAUUCGCUCCGGGGCAAAAACCUUGAAUCACUACCAACCUUUUUUACAGUACAACUAUCAGUGAAAAGCAGGAUUUGGUUUUGUCUGUACUGUAUGCCCCCUUGCUCUCAUGUUUCUCUCUCUUGUUCUCUCAGCUGGUCAUGAGAUUGUGAGGGGAUUUGUUUUGUAUGUUAUGGUUUGUUGUUUCUGUUUUUGAGGGUUUAGUGGGGGUUUGGGUUUGAGGACGUUGAGUAUUUUGUAAUCAUUAGUACUUAUUGUGUCAUGUUGGAAGAAAGAGUAUCAAAUUGUGUCAUGUUGGAAGAAAGAGUAUCAAAGCAGUAAGACAGAUAUCCUGUCUUACUGCUUUAUUCUCUCUGUCUCCCCUCCCUCUCUCCAGGGCAGUGGUUCACAUCCAGGUAGAUGACGUAAAUGAGUUCUCUCCUGUGUUCCGGGAGCCUGUGUACCACGCUGCAGUAAUGGAAGGGAAGAUCUAUGACAGCAUCCUGCAGGUAGAGGCCUGGGACCAGGACUGUUCCCCGCAGUACAGCCAGAUCUGCAACUACGACAUUGUCACCUCCGACACGCCCUUCGCCAUCGACCGCAACGGUCAGUGAAUUCUAACCCCCAUCCCCUGACCACACAACCUGCAGGUAAAAGGCACAACCAUUCUCUUCUCAUCCCGACCUUGCAUUAGAUCAAAUCAUUUUAUUUUGGCUCUCUCCACACACUCUUCAUUCAGCGCUCAGGAAACAAUGUCAACUCCAUCACAGAGGUCAACUUGGUUACACUUUACUUUCCGUAACAGCGAUGACACAAACUGUUCCUCAGGCCAUCAAAUUGGCUAGGCAUCAUUUUUAUACAGUCAAUAGCAGAAGUUUGUAUCUAGAUCGAGUUACAGUCCAUUCACAGUCAGUACACGUGGCCCAUGCGGAAAUUGAACCCACAAAGUUGCUGUUGCCAGAAUUCUUCUCCAACCCACUGAACUUAGUUAAUUCUAUUCAAAGCACAUCUCUCACGCCAUUUGUCAGUGUGCUGUAUUCAUGGACUCCCCAAGUGCUUCCCCAUUCAUCCUCUGAUCACAGCAGUGCAGUGUUAUACAGAGUGAUCUGAAACUGGAUCCAGCUCUGUGGGAUCAGCGGGAACACAAGGACUAGUGGAGCAGACAGGCCAAAAUUACAUCAGAUACUCCACAGCUUGCCAUCUCUGCUAGCCUCUCUCCUCUUGCUUUCCUCUCUCCCUUUAUCUCUCUUUCUUUUUCUGUUUCUCUGUUUCUUCCUUCCUUUCUCUCUCCUUCUCUCUCUCUCUUUCUCAUUCCCUCCCUUUCUCUCUUCCUCCCUGUCUGGUACCUCUGAUGUCCUCUGGCACGGCUCAGGCCCCUCUGUGACCCCGAAGGGACAGCAGGUUGGCACUUUUCUGGCUCCCGUCCGCCAUGCCAGCUCCACGGCCGCCAGUCGCCUUGCUUCCUAUGGCACUCCCAGGCUCUGCAGUGUGACUGGCACUUGUGGUGCUCAAAUAGAGCUGAGCGUAGUGAUGCUUGGGGGGCCGUCAGAGUGUGUUUUAUACCAAGGGGGCUUCUGGCUCCAUCAUUAACCGUGGAUCAGAGGCCUGAGUAAGUUAUUAAAUCAAACAGGCCUGUCUGCCCUCUGUAGCUCAGGGAGAGAGAUGGAGGGAGAGAGAUGGAGUGAGUGAGGAAAGGAGAGACUAACCACUGGAACACAUGAACAGAGCACUACUUCGGAUAUAAAGAAGUCCUUUUAAUAAUCAUGUCUCUCAACCAGUUGGUAAAUAUCCCCUUAUAUACAGUAUCUAUAGAAAUGAGUUCAAUAAUCCUGUUGGAGUAAAAAAGUAAAUGUAAUCUUCUGUUGUUAGACAUACACCUCAAAGAAUGGUGAACUUGAGAAUCAGGUCCUGGAGAGCUGUAGUGUGUGAUAGUUUUAAUGGUUGCAGAUUUACAGUACAAGUCAAAUAUUUGGACACACCUACUCAUUCCAGGGUUUUUCUUUAUUUUUACUAUUUUCUACAUUGUAAAAUAAUAGUGAAUCAAAUCAAAUCAAAUCAAAUUGUAUUGGUCACAUGCGCCGAAUACAACAGACAUUACAGUGAAAUCCUUACUUACAGCCCUUAACCAACAGUGCAUUUAUUUUUAACAAAAAAGUAAAAAUAAAACAACAACAAAAAAAGUGUUGAGAAAAAAAGAACAGAAGUAAAAUAAAAUAACAGUAGGGAGGCUAUAUAUACAGGGGGGUACCGGUGCAGAGUCAAUGUGCGGGGGCACCGGCUAGUUGAGAUAGUUGAAGUAAUAUGUACAUGUGGGUAGAGUUAAAGUGACUAUGCAUAAAUAAUUAACAGAGUAGCAGCAGCGUAAAAAGGAUGGGGUGGGGGGGGGGGGGGCAGUGCAAAUAGUCUGGGUAGCCAUGAUUAGCUGUUCAGGAGUCUUAUGGCUUGGGGGUAGAAGCUGUUGAGAAGUCUUUUGGACCUAGACUUGACACUAUAGAGGUCCUGGAUGGCAGGAAGCUUGGCCCCAGUGAUGUACUGGGCCGUACGCACUACCCUCUGUAGUGCCUUGCGGUCGGAGGCCAAGCAGUUGCCAUACCAGGCGGUGAUGCAACCAGUCAGGAUGCUCUCGAUGGUGCAGCUGUAGAAUUUUUUGAGGAUCUGAGGACCCAUGCCAAAUCUUUUCAGUCUCCUGAGGGGGAAUAGGCUUUGUCGUGCCCUCUUCACGACUGUCUUGGUGUGUUUGGACCAUGAUAGUUCGUUGGUGAUGUGGACACCAAGGAACUUGAAGCUCUCAACCUGUUCCACUACAGCCCCGUCGAUGAGAAUGGGGGCGUGCUCAGUCCUCUUUUUUUUCCUAUAGUCCACAAUCAUCUCCUUUGUCUUGGUCACGUUGAGGGAGAGGUUGUUGUCCUGGCACCACACGGCCAGGUCUCUGACCUCCUCCCUAUAGGCUGUCUCAUCGUUGUCGGUGAUCAGGCCUACCACUGUUGUGUCUUCGGCAAACUUAAUGAUGGUGUUGGAGUCGUGCCUGGCCAUGCAGUCAUGGGUGAACAGAGAGUACAGGAGGGGACUGAGCACACACCCCUGAGGGGCCCCCAUGUUGAGGAUCAGUGUGGCAGAUGUGUUGUUACCUACCCUUACCACCUGGGGGCGGCCCCUCAGGAAGUCCAGGAUCCAGUUGCAGAGGGAGGUGUUUAGUCCCAGGAUCCUUAGCUUAGUGAUGAGCUUAGAGGCCACUAUGGUGUUGAAUGCUGAGCUGUAGUCAAUGAAUAGCAUUCUCACGUAGGUGUUCCUCUUGUCCAGGUGGGAAAGGGCAGUGUGGAGUGCAAUAGAGAUUGCAUCAUCUGUGGAUCUGUUGGGGCGGUAUGCAAAUUGGAGUGGGUCUAGGGUUUCUGGGAUAAUGCUGUUGAUAUGAGCCAUGACCAGCCUUUCAAAGCACUUCAUGGCUACAGACGUCAGUGCUACGGGUCGGUAGUCAUUUAGGCAGGUUAUCUUAGAGUCCUUGGGCACGGGGACUAUGGUGGUCUGCUUGAAACAUGUUGGUAUUACAGACUCAGUCAGGGACAUGUUGAAAAUGUCAGUGAAGACACUUGCCAGUUGGUCAGCACAUGCUCGGAGUACAUGUCCUGGUAAUCCGUCUGGCCCUGCGGCCUUGUGAAUCUCACAUCGGCUACGGAGAGCGUGAUCACAUAGUCAUCCGGAACAGCUGGUGCUCUCAUGCAUGCUUCAGUGUUGCUUGCCUCGAAGCGAGCAUAGAAGUGGUUUAGCUCGUCUGGUAGGCUUGUGUCACUGAGCAGCUCGCGGCUGUGCUUCCCUUUGUAGUCUGUAAUAGUUUUCAAGCCCUGCCACAUCCGACGAGCGUCAGAGCCAGUGUAGUACGAUUCAAUCUUAGCCCUGUAUUGACUCUUUGCCUGUUUGAUGGUUCGUCGGAGGGCAUAGCGGGAUUUCUUAUAAGCGUCCGGGUUAGAGUCCCGUUCCUUGAAAGCGGCAGCUCUACCCUUUAGCUCAGUGCGGAUGUUUCCUGUAAUCCAUGGCUUCUGGUUUGGGUAUGUACGUACGGUCACUGUGGGGACGACAUCAUCGAUGCACUUAUUGAUGAAGCCAGUGACUGAUGUGGUGUACUCCUCAAUGCUGUCUGAAGAAUCCCGGAACAUGUUCCAGUCUGUGCUAGCAAAACAGUCCUGCGUCAUCUGACCACUUUUUUAUUAACCGAGUCACUGGUGCUUCCUGCUUUAGUUUUAGCUUAUAAGCAGGAAUCAGGAGGAUAGAGUUAUGGUCAGAUUUGCCAAAUGGAGGGCGAGGGAGAGCUUUGUAUGCGUCUCUGUGUGUGGAGUAAAGGUGGUCUAGAGUUUUUUUUCCCUCUGGUUGCACAUUUAACAUGCUGGUAGAAAUUAGGUAGAACGGAUUUAAGUUUCCCUGCAUUAAAGUCCCCGGCCACUAGGAGCGCUGCAUCUGGAUGAGCGUUUUCCUGUUGAUUUAUGGCCUUGUACAUCUCAUUCAGUGCAAUCUUAAUGCCAGCAUUGGUUUGUGGUGGUAAAUAGACAGCUAUGAAAAAUAUAGAUGAAAACUCUCUUGGUAAAUAGUGUGGUCUACAGCUUAUCAUAAGAUACUCUACCUCAGGCGAGCAAAACCUCGAGACUUCCUUAGUAUUUGAUUUUGUGCACCAGCUGUUGUUUACAAAUAUACACAGACCGCCACCCCUUGUCUUACCGGAGUCAGCCGUUCUAUCCUGCCGAUGUAGCGUAUAGCCCGCUAGCUGUAUGUUAUCAUUGUCGUCGUUCAGCGACGACUCUGUGAAACAUAGGAUAUUACAGUUUUUAAUGUCCCGUUGGUAGGAUAACCGUAAUCUUAGGUCAUCCAAUUUGUUAUCCAAUGAUUGAAGAUUGGCUAAUAGGAUUGAUGGAAGAGGCAGUUUACUCGCUCGCCGUCGGAUCCUUACAAGGCACCCCGAUCUACGUCCACGAUAUCUCCGUCUCUUCCUCACGCGAAUGACGGGGAUUUGGGCCUUGUCGGGUGUCUGUAUGAUAUCCUUCGCGGCCGCCUCGUUGAAGAAAAAAUCUUCGUCCAAUACGAGGUGAGUAAUCGCUGUCCUGAUAUCCAGAAGCUCUUUUUGGUUAUAAGAGACGAUGGCAGAAACAUUAUGUACAAAAUAAAUUACAAAUAACGCGGAAAAACACACAUAAUAGUACAAAUGGUUAGAGGGCUGUAAAGUGAAGACAUCAAAACUAUGAAAUAACACAUAUGGAAUCAUGUAGUAACCAAAAAAAGUGUUAAACAAAUCAAAAUAUAUUUUAUAUUUGAGAUUCUUCAAAUAGCCACCCUUUGCCUUGAUGACAGCUUUGCACACUCUUGGCAUUCUCUCAAGCAGCUUCAUGAGAUAGUCACCUGGAAUGCAUUUCAAUUAACAGCCUUCUUAAAAGUUAAUUUGUGGAAUUUAUUUCCUUCUUAAUGCGUUUGAGCCAAUCAGUUGUGUUGUGACAAGGUAGGGGGGUAUACAGAAGAUAGCCCUAUUUGGUAAAAGACCAAGUCCAUAUUAUGGCAAGAACAGCUCAAAUAAGCAAAGAGAAAUGACAGUCCAUCAUUACUUUAAGACAUGAAGGUCAGUCAAUACGGAACAUUUCAAGAACUUUGAAAGUUUCUUCAAGUGCAGUCGCAAAAACCAUCAAGCGCUAUGAUGAAACUGGCUCUCAUGAGGACCGCCAUAGGAAAGGAAGACCCAGAGUUACCUCUGAUGCAGUGGAUAAGUUCAUUAGAGUUACCAGCCUCAGAAAUUGCAGCCCAAAUAAAUGCUUCACAGAGUUCAAGUAACAGACACAUCUCAACAUCAACUGUUCAGAGGAGACUGCGUGAAUCAGGCCUUCAUGGUUUAAUUGCUGCAAAGAAACCACUACUAAAGGACACCAAUAAGAAGGAGAGACUUGCUUGGGCCAAGAAACAUUAGACCGGUGGAAAUCUAUCCUUUGGUCUGAUGAGUCCAAAUUUGAGAUUUUUGGUUCCAACCGCCGUGUCUUUGUGAGACGCAGAGUAGGUGAACGGAUGAUCUCCUCAUGUGUGGUUCCCACCGUGAAGCAUGGAGGAGGAGGUGUGAUGGCGUGGGGGUGCUUUGCUGGUGACACUGUCUGUGAUUUAUUUAGAAUUCUAGGCACACUUAACCAGCAUGGCUACCACAGCAUUCUGCAGCGAUACGACAUCCAUCUGGUUUGCACUUAGUGGGACUAUCAUUUGUUUUUCAACAGGACAAUGACCCAACACACCUCCAGGCUGUGUUGUAAGGGCUAUUUGACCAAGAAGGAGAGUGAUGGAGUGCUGCAUCAGAUGACCUGGCCUCCAUAAAUCACCCGACCUCAACCCAAUUGAGAUGGUUUGGGAUGAGUUGGACCGCAGACACACACACACACACACACACACACAUAUUGACAGUUGCCCUAUUUCACUCAGAGACUACACAUUGGGACAGGAAUGGGAGAUGAGGCUGGGACCAGAGCUCCAUCAUGUAAAUGGGGCCUGUUAGCUGUCACUGGUGAUGUCUCAUUUGUAACCUACAGUAUACCCUGUCUGGGUCAGGUUCUAUCAUGGUAUUAGAUGUAUCACAGUUGCAUGUAUCGCAUUCAAUUAAAGAAAAACAAUGCCAUCUCUCCUCACUUCCCUAAAGUGUCAUUUAGGGUAGAAUCAAUGGGAGAUUUCCGCAAAAUAAUGAGUAAUGCCUGCACAUCUUAAGUUAGGAUUCAGCCAUAGCGUUCUGAUUGCUUGUAGGGAACUACAGUACAGUGUUUCAUCUGAAUAAAAGCCUCCUUUUGAUUCACUGCAUGACAUGAAUCACCACAAUCAGCACUACAGCAUACCACUAACGCUCCGACGCAGAUUCACAGAAGGAAGUGAGAGACUGAGAUAUCUUCCUUUUCCAGGAAACAUCAAGUUUGUAGUGCCCAUCUGAGAGUGGAGCUGUCCAGGUUUGAGGGCUUACACUGCUCCUGACCUCUCCUUACCUCUCCUCUCCACUGUCUCCUUUACAGCAUCAGGACCAUAGAGAUAUAACUAUAAAGAGGCUGUAAUCAUAGGACCCUGAACCAUAAUUCCUCUCUAGUGCUCCAUCUCUAUGAUCCGUACACUGGCAUACUCUCAGACAACGAAACUGGCUAUAGAGGCUGCUAGCGAGUACACUGAAAAUAGACUGAGUAUAGGGAAGGUGAGAAAACAAAUUCAAACUCACUUAUAUGGUACACUCUUAGAAAAAAAUGAGCUAUCUAGAACCUAAAAGGGUUCUUCGGCUGUACCCAUAGGAGAACCCUUUGAAGAACCCUUUUUGGUUCCAGGUAGAACCAUUCUGGUUCUAGAUAGAACCCUUUUGGGUUCAAUGUAGGACCAUUUCCACAGAGGGUUCUACAAGGAACCCAAAAGGGUUUUAUGUGGAACCAAAAAGGGUUCUCCCUGAACCAAAAAGGGUUCUCCUAUGGGGACAGCCAAAUAACUAUUUUGGGACCUUUUUUUCUAAGAGCGUAGAGUCUGAUGAGCAUUGCAGAUUUAGAUGGAAAAGGAACUCAGUAAAAUCAAUUGUUGGCGAAGAAAUAGGUUUAUUCUUUGACUCCAGAAAUACAAUCUAUUUGCAGAAGAUAUCAGUGACUAUCAGUGCAUCCGUCACAGUUUUUUUUAUCAUUCAUGUUUACAUAUUUAUUAUAUUUACAUAUUUAUUUAUUAUAUUUACAUAUUAUUAUUAUUUAUUUAUUAUAUUUUUUCUCUUUUCCUUCUCUAGGCAACAUCAGAAACACGGAGCGUCUGAGCUACGACAAGAAGCAGCGAUACGAGGUCAUGGUAACCGCCUUCGACUGCGGCCAGAAGAGGGCGACGGAGAGUGUGGCGGUGCACAUUGACGUCAAGCCCGUCUGCAAACCUGGCUGGCAAGGUCAGUCUAAUCAAAGGAGAAGACUGUCUGUACACACACUGCGUAGAUCUGAGUUGCAGAUCCCAAAAGAUACUACUAACAGGUUGCUAAUCAUUUGAUAAGUACUGUGGGUUCCCCAAAGUUAGAAGCACAUUGUGUCUGGUGAAGAGCAGCAGAAAUCAAUUGCUUCCACUCAGAGUGAAAUACAUUUUAGUUUUUUUUGUUGCAGAUGAACGUACCAGACAGUCUACACAGCUGGUACACAAAGACCAAGGUCAGGCUGGGAUUGGGGCCUCCUGAUUCUUGACCAGCAGUUAGGGCCAACUUAACCUCGGACGCUCCCAAUAAACCUUCCUUUACUCCUCACAAAAUGGUCGCAGGCAUGACUCGGGGUGCUUACUUGCAGCAGCACUAUUGGUGUCUCUGCGUUCGCAUUGGACUGUUCUUUCCUCCAUCUGCACCCAUAUGCCACAGCAGUCUACUCUCAGAGAAAAAAGAGCCCUCAUCAUCCCUGUGGAUGAUAACACUCCUGGCUCUGGAUCUUACAGUUUUCCUCGACUCGACUCUGUUUACCCGAACAAUCCAGGUCAAUGGCCCCUGUGGAGAAGGGGAGAGGGGGAUACAGCGGCAUUCCAGACACAGAGAGAAAGAGCGAGAGAGAGCGAGAAGGAUAGAUGGGGGAGAGAAGAAAGGAGAGGGGCUAUAAGCAUAUCCCGUUUUAGAAUAAAGCUUAUUGGUGUCUGGGGAACUUGACUGGAUCUUGUCUCGGACUACUGUAGCAUGUACAUAGUGAAAAGCUUUAUAAGCGGACAGGGUCCCUCACUGCUUCCCUGUCAGAUGUCAGUAGGCUACGUCAGGAGGAGAAAGGCUGGGGAGACAGAGAGCAGGAACAUGCGCAGGAUAUUUCACCUUCACCCAAUUAGAAGAAAUCACUCCUUUCUUAAAAGGGCAAACAAUUACAAAAUGGCCACACCUCCACUGUUUUGGUAAAAAGCUGAGGGAUGGAUGCAAAGAGUGACCAUCGAUGAUAUCAAAAUUAUAGUUUUAACAAUUUUUAAGGCUGUACAGCGUUUGUUUAGAAUUACAAUGUUUACAAACAGUAGAGUAAAACAAGUGUAUAUUUUGGGUUCUGAUUAACUAAGUUUAAGAGGCAUUUAUAAGUAAUAUUCUUGAAGAACCAUUGGGUAUAUACACUGAGUGUACAAAACAUUAGGAACACCUUCCUAAUAUUGAGUUGUACCCCCCCCCCCCCUUUUGCCCUCAGAACAGCCUCAAUUCCUCGGGGCAUGGACUCUACAAGGAGUCGAAAGUGUUCCACAGGAAUGCUGGCCCAUGUUGACUCCAAUGCUUCCCACAUUUGUGUCAAGUUGGCUUGUUUUGUACACUCAGUGUUUAUCAUUAAUUUAGAAGUCCAAAAACUGGAUGCAGCAAUCGCAUAUUGCAUCUUUAAAGACAGUGUGUGAUUCCUCUUGCUGGAAAUGUGGCUUGAAAUGUGUCCAGAGUUGUUCCAUUAGGUUGACAUUUAUUGUAAUGAAUCUUGCCCUGGAGGCAGCUCUGCAGAGUGGUCACUAGCUGGCACAGGGCAAGAUUCAUGACAAUAAACCUGUUCUAACAACAUCCUCUCUCUGUCUGCCUCUCCCUGGUCAUGUCAUUUAUUUCUCUGAGUGUUUGACCUUGAAUAUAUCACGGAACAGACUCGACAGCUGUCAACUCUCUGCUCCACACACAGCAAUAAAAUGGCCAUUACUGCUCCCUAGACUAUAAAGAAGACCUGGUGCGGCUCACAGAUACAUAUGGAGGGUAAUCGAAAUAUAAACUGGGUGACAAAGAUGACAGAUUAAGCCGAUGGGUGGGGAGGGCUUCCCGCACUAGAGCUGUUAUGUUCUUUAAGCAUGUAAUUCUACUCUCGCGUUCUCUGUCUUCCACCAUCGCUCUCGUUCUCUCUCUUACUACAUCUACCUUCUCUCUAUCUCCCCCUCUCUCUCCAAUCUUUCUUCCGCUCUCUCCAUCUCUCUGGUCAUAUGCCACCUAUCAUGGUUGAUCUUUCCAGCCGCCCAUCCCAUUCUCUCGCCAUUUCCUGGUAAUCUGGCAAAUCACUUUGUUCUGGUAGAGAACCAUCAACGUCACUCUAGACUUCUUCUGACGAUAUUGCCUCAGCACUUCAAAUGUAUUCUUAUUUUAUUCCACAUCCACACUCCUUUUCUUAUUCUACUGUUCCACUUAUUUUCCAAUUCUAUUCCCCCCAAUUCUCUUCCUACUGCGAUUCUGUGAUUCUUCUGGCCCAAUCAGCAGAGGCGAUUUGACUCUCAUAUUGCCUGUGUUGGUGAAAAGGCCUGCCUGGUCUACACAUCCCUUUGAUAAAGACACUCUCUGAAGUAGAAUGUCUUACCUGGAGUGAGCUGAACUUGGUCUGCCAGUCAGUAAUAUGAGAGAUAUGUUGUUUGUGACAUAAUUGGGCAGUUAUUCAUGUCAAAUUAAUCCCUUUGUGGUGAUAUGUUAGCGUGUUUGUCAUUGUAGCAUUGUAAUGUUAGCUACACGAGAAACAUUUCAAUGAGUAGUCUAACACCUGAAUUCAAUUUAAGCUCAGACAGGACAUCCUUUCUUUCUUUUUGUGUCAGAUAAGGGUUAUUGGUUUGAUUGGGAAGGCCAUGAUAGCAGAUCCCUGUCAUACGUGUUGCCAACACUCAACUGUGUGACAUGGAUUAGUGAGCACGGUUGGUUAGCAGUUAGCGUAGCAUAGCCUCCUGUAUCAGAACCUCACUUCUUCCUAUGGUCCUUGGUGUGUGAAGUCACCUGUCACCUUUCGGCUUUAGUGAGGUGUGCUCCGUGAUGCCUUCAAUUCAGGGGUAUUCAGCGGAACCCUUUGCCUCUGUAGUAUGGUCGCUGUGCUAGAGCUAGCCUAGCGAAGGAUAGGACUGACCUUCAUGCAAAGUGAAUAUCAAACCAGAAUAAUAUCUAAUAAUAUAUGCCUUUUAGCAGACGAUUGUAAUCCAAAGCGAUUUAUAGUCAUGCUUUCAUACAUUUUACGUAUGGGUGGCCCCGGGAAUCGAACCCACAACCCUGGCGGUGCAAGCGCCAUGCUCUACAGACUGAGCCAUACAGGACCAGAACAAGUGGUAAAUAAUAUAACAGUAGGAGAGACUGAAUUGGCCAGUGGCUGAAUGCAUUUAUCAUUUCUAGGUGAUUUUAUUUUAUUUAGUAGUUCUGUUUUAUAAGUAAUAAAAUAAAAUAAAAAUGAAAUGUUUGUGUCUACAGUAGCACAAGGAUGUUAAAAGAGUUUAGUGUAGUGUUGCGCUAACAAGCUAGCCUUGGGAUCUGAAUGAGCCUUCUAAGCAUUUGGACAAAUACAUUUUCUAUUGGGAAUAAUAAACUACAAUAAUAUUCAACUCUCUUUCUCCCAGGCUGGAACAAACAAGUGGACUAUGAUCCCGGGACAGGAAGUAAGCAGCUGUUUCCCAAGAUGCACCUGGAGACGUGUGACAGCCCGUUGUCGGCGGUGAGAGCAAUGGUGGAGCUGCAGACCAGCCACAUUGGGAAGGGCUGCGACCGAGAGACCUACUCCGAGAAGUCCCUGCAGAAACUCUGUGGUAAGCCAAUUAACAAGGAAAGGGUUAAAAUAAUAAAAUGUACCUAUAACAUUUCAACCUGUGUGCAUUUGCACAACGUGUAAUUCGUUAAUUACACUUAUGACUAGUGAAGUCAUACAGACAAUUGCGUCCCAUUAAUGGUUUCCAAUUAUCUACUCUAAUUUCACAUUUUCUGCCACGUUGAUUCACACCAAGAUUUAACAGUCAAAUUAUAAACAAGUAGAGGUAUUUAAUUGUAAUUUGUAACACAUAGAAAAGUAUAUAUUAAAUCAACCUUAUGAAUCAUUUUUAUUAAUCAUUCUGUGGAGAAAUCUGCUCAUGUGAAAAUGUUCAUUGUGAAGAGUUGAAAAUGUGAAAUGUCUCAGAUUUGUACAAUAUUCUUCCUUGGAUUUAUUUUCCUUUUGUGAAAAACAGAAGCGUGGUAUGGUUGGUUUGAACAAUUCAAUAUGCAGCAAUAACAGUUCAUUGGUCAACUCUUUAAGUGUUUGAGUAACAAUGGCUACACACGCAUACUUAAUAUACUCAUUUGGAUUUCCCUACUUCUUUAGAAUGCAAAGUUUGCAAGCCAGGAGCUAUAAAUUUUUCUUUAAAUUUAAAUUAAAUUUAAAAAAUGUCACACUUUAUUUGGAUAGUCCGCAUUUCCCAUCUGUAGAUGCUCUACAGAUGUUCACACUAUCAACAAACUAUGUGUUGAUAAGAAACUGCUUGCUAAGGUUAGGGUUAUGGUUAGGUUUAGAAUAAGGGUUAGGGUAAGGGUUAAGGUUAGGAUAGUUAGUUAAAAUGUUACUGAUAGUCUGUAGAUUAUCUACAAAUGGACUAUCCAAAUAAAGUGUUACCUUUUUUUACCGAGCAACAUUGAUUUCUGUGAGAGUACAAAUAUCGGUACACAUACUGUAAAUAGAGUGAACAGAGCUUGCUCAAGAGGGCCACCAUAUUUUUUUUUUAGAGCCACUUAAGAAUAAACAAACAACAUCCUACGGCCCAUUAUGAAUAGUUUGUUUUUAAAAAACCAUACUUUAUUUCCUAAGCAGAGAAAGGUUGAAAGUGUGAUGUAUUCAUAGUUCCUAUGGCCAGACGUGGGCUGGUGGAAACUAAACCGAUGAAAAGAAGACAGGUGUCAUGGAUUUGACAAAGGCCCUCUGAGUGAGAGUGUGAGACUGAAUCUCAUCUACUUCUCACGAUCCCAGUGAAAGUCCUGAGAGGGUUAAGAGGCCUGGGUGUGUAUUUAUGCUGGUCUAUCAGUUGACAGACAUAAAUGUUGUAUAGCUUAAAAGAGCCAACUUGUUUCUUCUGAGUGGUGGGCAGGGUGGGAAUUUGGUGGAGAGAACCAAGUGUCCUAACAUACGGUCAUUCACCACUCAUCAGCUUCAGACUGUCACCUCGUGUGACAUGGAGAGGGUGAUGUUGUGGUGAGAAGAGACAGAUGUCAAAUACCUUAACCAUCGAAUACUUUUCCGUUCCGCAACAGUUCCACAUCCUAUUUCUGUACUGUUGCGUUCUAAACUCACGACACCCUGCAUGGACAUCGUAGGACUAGAGGGUUUUAGAUAACUUCCAAUCUUCCAAUUCAAAUGUUACAAAUACUGUGUCAGUAAAUGUGUACAUCCACUGUAUAUAUCUGCUCAUUAUCUUACAGCUCUAUGCUCACUCUACCUAGUUGUAUGGAAACUUUGUUUAAACUCCAUUGUCUGUAUUCUGUCUCUAAAUGUUGCCUAUCACUAGCAGCACCAUAUCACCAAGUAAAGUUCUGAGUAUGUGUAAAUGUACUUGGUGAAUAAAGGUGAUUCUGAAUCUGAUCAGUCUCCUUUUAACCUGGUGACACUUUUCGUGUGUCAAAAUGUCACUGACUGAUUGUACUCGUUUUCAAUUUGUCCUCUAGGUGCGGCGUCCGGCAGCACAGACCUCCUCCCCGCCCCCAGCGCAUCCACCAAUUGGACGGCCUCACUGCUGACGGACAGCGGGCGGGACUGCGACCUCAUCUUCCGCUUCGACGGGCGGCAGGCAGCCAACGUGCCGGAGCGGGUGGUUCCACAGAACCUGACUGACCAGUUCACCAUCGCCACAUGGAUGAAGCACGGGCCCAGCCUCGGUCUGAGGGCUGAGAAGGAGACCCUGCUCUGCAACUCCGACAAGACCGGUGAGAACAGGAAGGGGUUGAGUUGGGAGAUUUGGUCCAUCCUAGGUCAUUGUUCAUGAAACCAGGACUUUAUGGUGGUGGAGGUGGCGUAGUCACGUACAGUGCUUUCAGAAAGGAUUCACACAGUUGUUUUGGGGUGAUGGCGUAGUCACGUAGAUGCACAGGUUGUUUUGUUGGCUGCUGACCACUUCUAGUUCCAGAGUUAGAUUGAGUGAAGCUGUGAGGGUUUGGCUGGAGACAGGCAGCCUGACAGGCUCUUAUUGAUCCCAUCGAUCACUCCGCUCACACUGAGAGCAAAGGAGGGUCCAUCAAUACGCAUGGCCAAAAGAGCCCUUUGUCACCCCAGCGGCUCCCAGGAAAAGCACGGAGGGGGGGUUAUGAUGCCACAAUGUCACAGGGAGCAUGUAACAUUUAUCGGCACAUGUCAAUAGCAUUUACAGGACGUAUCGCACCAACAAGCCCCUUUGCCCAUAAUGACAGACAUCCUUUUAGAUAGAGCACCGCUUUAGGAGAGCAUUUGUAGAAUAUAAUUUAUUGUCACACUUAACUGGAAUAUAGCUUUUUGGUCGGAUAAGGUCCAAUAUAUAUAAUAUAGUCGGAUAAGGUCCAAUAUAUAAAAUAGUCAGAUAAGGUCCAAUAUCAUUUAUAAUAUAGUCGGAUAAGGUCCAAUAAAAUGUAAAUGUCAUACAGUAGAAGUAAAGUAUAUAUGUUUUUCUGUGAAUGACAAUAGAGAAUAUUUCUGUUCUGGCAUAGGAAAUUAUGGCAUUAUGAAUGUUAUAAGAUACAUGUAAUUACCAAUUGUAUGUAACAUUUCCGUAUCCUUGUGCAGAGAUGAACAGGCACCACUACUCCCUGUACGUCCACAACUGCCGUCUGGUGUUCCUACUCAGGAGAGACUUCACCCAGGUUGACACCUUCCGCCCCGCAGAGUUCCACUGGAAACUGGAG
Messenger RNA from Coregonus sp. 'balchen', 22457 nucleotides. Lineage: Eukaryota; Metazoa; Chordata; Actinopteri; Salmoniformes; Salmonidae. The record is from the annotation of a GenBank genome assembly.